AGAGGAAGUAGUUGUUGUCUAGGAGUCGACCGUCAUCUACCAUUGCGUUGUCGUGCUAUCCAGCUAGCUAGUUAGCUUAGUGGACCAAAAUCUUAAAGCUGAAGAUUUUAAAGCUGAAGUGGAUAUAGAUUAUAGGCACAAUGUUGGUCCCAAUAUUCACCCUGAAGCUGAACCACAAGAUUAACCCUCGGAUGGUGACUGAACUGAAAUUCGAUGGAGUGCACCCACGUCUUACUGCAGCCACGCAGGCUGGAAAGGUUUUUAUCCAUAACCCUCAUGCCCGUGGUCAGAGGCCUGUGGUCCAGCGCCUCAGCCAGAGCGCACAAGACUCUGACAUGUCGCUCCUCAACAUCAACCAGGCAGUCACUUGUCUGACGGCAGGAACUCUGGGACCAAACACCACUGGGGACACGCUGUUAGUGGGAUCCCAGACAAUCCUGCUAGCCUAUGAUGUCCACGACAAUGCUGACAUCUUCUACCGAGAGGUGGCGGAUGGGGCCAACGCUAUUGUGUUGGGGAAACUCAGGGGUAUCCCAAAUCCUCUGGCCAUCAUUGGAGGGAACUGCGCUUUACAAGGCUUUGAUUACGCUGGCAAUGACCACUUUUGGACAGUAAGGACAGCAAGGUCACCUUUUCAUUAUCACCACAGUCAAAAGUAGGGGCGGGGGGAAAAAAAAUAAUAGAUUUUUCGCUUUCUCUUGAUUCAGAAAAGUUAAUAAUCGGAAUAAAAAAAAAAAA
Molecule: messenger RNA, 738 nt
Organism: Gasterosteus aculeatus aculeatus (three-spined stickleback)
Lineage: Eukaryota; Metazoa; Chordata; Actinopteri; Perciformes; Gasterosteidae
Source: RefSeq, a predicted model, not a curated record